AUGGCCCAGCGCGCUUUCAUCGCCGCAAGUGCCCUCUCGCUCCUCUUGCUCGCUCUCCCAGCACCUUGGCAUCUCCGCGCCAACAACUCGGGCACCGUCCUCUACAUUCUCUGGUCAUUCUUGGGUAAUCUCGUCUAUCUCGUCAAUACCAUCAUUUGGUCGGGCAAUACCCGCAAUAUCGCCCCCAUUUGGUGCGACAUUUCGAGUAAACUCAUCAUCGGCUUCAAUGUUGCACUCUCGGCAGUCUCCCUCUGCAUCCAGCGCAGGCUCUACAGGAUCACCAGAGUCUCCCAGAAACAACGCGACAUUUUCAUCGAUUUUGCCAUCGGGUUGGGUCUCCCAGUGCUCGUAAUGAUCCUUCAUGUCGUCGUCCAGGGCCAUCGAUAUGACAUUGUCGAGGAUUUUGGUUGCAUGCCGACAACAUAUCCAUCCUAUUAUGCUUAUAUCGUCAUCUUGCCUUGGCCAUGGGUCCUCUCUUCCAUCUCCAUGGUCUAUGCCGGCCUCACUAUUCGUGCAUUCCUUCAACGCCGUUCGACUUUCAACGACCUGCUCAAAACCCAAGGCACUGGACUCAACGUUCAACGCUAUAUUCGCCUCAUGGCCCUCGCCCUGACAGAAGUCCUCCUAGUCUUCCCGAUCAGCAUGAUCAUCUUUGUCCACAACGUCACCACCUCGCCACCAAAACCCUAUCGCUCCUGGGCCUGGGUCCAUUCUAAUUUUGGUCGCAUCUCGUACAUUAGCCGGUUCCUCCUCUCGCGUGACAAAAAGACAGAAAUCCUCUUUGACGUUUCACGCUGGUGCAUGCCCGUCUCUGCCUUGCUCUUUUUCAUCUUCUUUGGCAUGGCGAGCGAGGCGCGGAAACAGUAUCGCAGGACCUGGUACAACUUCCUUCGACGAUUCGGAUUCGCACCACCAGAGCCCAUCACAUCUUCAUCCCAUGACAACAAGGACACACCCCUCAGCCCAACCUCGAAUCGCAUGCGACCGAGCUUUUUGUCCAAGCACAAGCGUACCACGACCAGCUCCUCUACCGCACCCCUCCGCAGUCCACCGAUUGACAAGAAACGUCCAGAUUCGUUUGCAUGGCUCGAUGAAUCGCUCGACAAGCUCGACGAGGAAGAAGGCGGAUUACCCCGGCAGCCAUCGUUGGCCUAUUUGCCGGACACGCACCGAGCACGCGAUAUCGGCACGGGGUACGGACACACUCCCUGCACGCCCUCGACCUCGUCGUCGUCUGCUUUCCAUGGAUACGGUGGACAUUAUGGGUCAGAUGAAGGUGACGAGGGUACUGUUGGUCGUCACGCGAGCAUCUCGACUGCACACACGGGCAAGAUGCGUGCUGGAAAGAGCCUGUCAUAUGAUUAUGAUGCGGAUGAUGCCACGAUUUGCGGGGUUCCGACCUCGCUCAAACGGUCCGACUCGAUGAGCAGUGACACCAACAAGAUGCUCCCUGGGAUUCCAUUCGAAGAGUUUACCGAGUUUAGACGCGAGAGGCGAAGCGGUGGUGCUGUUGUUUCGACGGACCAAGACGGAGGAGAACGCGAGUCCCGGAUCAUCGUCCCCGCCGAACAGCAUCACGACGCGAGGAGUAGCUUCCAUAUCGACUGGUUCCAGUUCCCUGAAGAUCAACGACGCAGCGCGGCGAUGGAAGAUCAAGUGCAAAUCGUCGCCUCGCCGCGCAACAGUGUAGCGUCGUCGAAUCUGGAACACGAAGACGAUGGUCUGCCGAGGAUUGAGGAUCACGAGUUGGGAGGCGCCCAAGUGCAAAUCUUUGUCUCUUCGCCGACCAACACGAGCUUUGACCGCAGUGCGCGUGCGAGUCGGGAUGGCCUGUCGAGUGUGCAUUCGAGUAUGCACGAUCUCGUGUCGUCCUCUUCGGCCUCUGCAUCGGUUUCAGACGAAGAUUAUCGGGAUAUUCAUCGCCAAUCGUUCCCGCGCUCGAUCAUGACCUUUGAUGAGCGGUUGACGCCUCAGAUGGAAUCGGUCCCGCUUCCGUCUACGGCGACGAAUAGCCCGUCCCCAUUGUCGGUCGAGGUUGUGCCGAGCCCUGUCGAGACGAUUCCGAGUAUGAUGGUCCCCUCGCCAGUCGUAGAGAGUCCAGUGACGAUUCCGAGCCCUGUUACGAGUAUCGCCACCAGCACGCCUACGCCUACGACAACGACGAUGAAUAGUCCCGUCACGGCACCGCAGACGCCACUCUCGACGCAAAUGCCGCCACCACGACCUUUGCAGAUUCAACGUCUGUUGCCUGUGCGUGCGGAUUCGCCUCGCCCACACGGUGGAGGGAUGCUUGCCCCCCAGAGGCGGGUCGCCCAAGCCCCGUGGUGUUGGUGGUGGUGA
This is a messenger RNA of Serendipita indica DSM 11827, 2340 nucleotides long. Lineage: Eukaryota; Fungi; Basidiomycota; Agaricomycetes; Sebacinales; Serendipitaceae. The record is from the annotation of a GenBank genome assembly.